Messenger RNA from Balearica regulorum gibbericeps (East African grey crowned-crane), 1613 nucleotides. NCBI's taxonomy places the organism in Eukaryota, Metazoa, Chordata, Aves, Gruiformes, Gruidae. The record is from RefSeq and is a predicted model, not a curated record.
UUUAUGGAAUCUGCCACAUGGUUUGGUGCUGGAAUAACAAUAGAACUAAAUCUUGGCAAUUGGCUCCUUCCUCAGGAGAGUGCUGGAAAAAGUCUUCGAUGAAGUCAUACUGGUAAACGUCUUGGAUAGUGGGGAUUCAGCACACUUGGCAUUAAUGAAAAGACCCGAGCUGGGUGUUACACUAACAAAGCUUCACUGCUGGGAACUGACGCAGUUUUCAAAAUGUGUUUUCAUGGAUGCAGACACAAUGGUUUUGUCAAAUAUUGAUGAGCUUUUUGAGAGAGAAGAGCUGUCUGCAGCACCAGAUCCAGGCUGGCCUGACUGUUUUAAUUCUGGAGUUUUUGUUUACCGACCUUCCAUUGAAACAUACAAUCAGCUGUUACAGUUUGCCACAGAGAAAGGCAGCUUUGAUGGUGCAGAUCAAGGGUUAUUAAACACCUUCUUCAGCAGCUGGGCAACAACAGACAUAAGCAAACAUCUACCAUUUAUUUAUAAUUUGAGCAGUACUUCUGUAUAUUCCUACCUUCCAGCAUUUAAAGCGUUUGGUGCAAAUACUAAAGUGGUGCAUUUCCUGGGAAGCACAAAGCCGUGGAACUAUACAUAUGACUCCAGAACAAAAAGCAUAAAAGGCAGUAUGGAUGACCCUAAAAUAGUUCACCCAGAAUUCCUCAACAUGUGGUGGGAUACCUAUAUAGCUAAUGUUUUACCAUUACUAGAACAGCAUGGAAUCGUUAAAGAAACUACUACAGGUGUAAACAUGCUAUCGGGCUUGGUCUAUACUCUGGCUUUCUCUUGUGGCUUCUGGAGAGAGACAGAGGUUACAGAGGCAGUGUCCCACAUAUCAGUAUCAGCACCAUCACCACCACUACCAACUGUAUCUUCAGAAGAACGCAAGGAACGGUGGGAACAGGGCCAAGCUGACUAUAUGGGAGUGGAUUCCUUUGACAACAUCAAGAAGAAACUUGAUACCUACCUUCAGUAGAAAUGCCUGUCUCAAACAGUGGUGAUGCAAGGACUUGUUCCAGAACUAACAGCUAGAAAGGUGUAGAUGGUGGUCAGUUACACUUGCUAGUAGCUUGAUGAAAAACUUCUUGGCUGAAGGCCUCUGCAGUGCUACAGAUGAAGACUGAGCAAAAGCUAGGAAGCAGAAUUCCUUGGGCCGCCUGUAACUGCCCAAUAUCCAAUUCUCCCUACUAGAUAAAACCAGGUAUUUUCAGUUUAAAUUUUCUUCUGUUGUGAUCAAUUGGCUCAACAUAUUCCUUGAAACUGGGUUUGUUACCUCACCUCAUUAAGGUGAUUAGCUAUGAUUCCUUUGCUUGCUGUUUUAGAUGUAAAAUCUAAUUCAUGGGAUUGCUCGUACACUAGAGUGGUAGCCAUUCUGCUUUACCAUAAAUGUACUGAUGACACUGGGAUACAUACAGAUGUAACAGUAUUAGCACUGCUUUGCUCUUCCAGUCACAAUUGCACUGAAGUUUUGACCAGGUUCUUACGCACAGUGCCUACAGCAUGGCAGAAUGCAUUUUUCAGUUCUGUAUACUAUGGGACUAGUGAACCGAGUUUUAUCUGUUACUUGCAAUAUUGCACUUGAUACAAAAAUAAAAAGUUGUCAUGCA